CCCUUGGCAGAAGACCAUGGAGAUUUCGUCGUUCUACACCGCCUCAACCCGAUGCUCGCUUCCUUCUUCAUCAGAAUCUGUAGAUUCAUACUUUCAGUAUUGAAGAUUUGAAUCGUGCCUGAAUGAUGCUGUUUUCAUCAUUCACACAUGUUUAUAUGGUGCAGCUCAAGAAAGUUGGUGUCUCUCAAUGUUAUCAAAGCUCUGUAUUUAUGUUUUCUAAUAAAAGCAGAUCUCAGCGGUCACUUAAUCAAAGUGUAUUCUUGAAGCAUAAGAAAUACCCUGUUCAGGUGUUAUGCAGCCAAAAGAAAGACAUUCCUAUAUUAGAGGCUCGGUCUAUGGACGAAAUUUACGAUAUUUUGGCUGAGCGUCUGGUGCCAACUGCAGCUUCAGGAACAAAUACGAGUUUAACGCAUAUUGUGGGCUUAGCGGGCCCUCCAGGAGCCGGAAAGACCACCGUUGCUCUAGAGGUUGCUAAGCGUGUAAACAAAUUAUGGCCUCAAAAAGCAUCCGGAUUCGAUUCUCAAGUUGAACCCCCAGAAAUCGCAGUAGUUCUUCCGAUGGACGGUUUCCAUCUCUACCGUCACCAGCUUGAUUCAAUGGAGGAUCCGAAGGAAGCCUAUGCAAGAAGGGGAGCUCCAUGGACGUUCAGUCCUGAAUUAUUCUUGAAAUGCUUGAAGACUCUGAGGGAGCAGGGGUCGGUAUAUGCCCCAUCUUUUGACCAUGCUGUAGGAGACCCGAUUGAAGAUGAUAUAUUUAUAAACAUCCAGCACAAAGUGGUUAUAGUGGAAGGAAAUUAUUUAUUUCUGGAUGAAGGUAGUUGGAAAGAAAUAUCAUCAAUGCUAGACGAAAAAUGGUUUGUUGAUGUUGACCUUGACGUAGCAAUGGAACGGGUUUUGAAGAGACAUGUAGAAACUGGUGUGGGUAGAACUCCAGAAAUCGCCAAACAGCGGAUUGAGUACAAUGACAGACCAAAUGCAGAACUUGUUUUGAAGUCCAAGAAAAAUGCAGAUUUGAUAAUCAAAUCCGUUUCUCUUUGAAGGUAAAACUCAACUUUUUGCGAUGCAAAGGUUCUGUACCGAAAAUGCACAUAUAUAUUUAUAUGUAUGUGUGUGUGUGUGUUAAGUUUGAUGUGAAAUGGUUGAAAAGAUGAACGAGAAACCGCACGUUUUUGUUUAAAAAAAAUUCAGUUUUGCAUUUCUUGGGUUUAUUGGGCUGGUAGGUCAAAAUUGUUGUAUAUUUACAGCCUGCAAAUUAUUGAACUGUAUUGAGUUACAUCAACAAGAUUC
Molecule: messenger RNA, 1286 nt
Organism: Helianthus annuus (common sunflower)
Lineage: Eukaryota; Viridiplantae; Streptophyta; Magnoliopsida; Asterales; Asteraceae
Product: ATP-dependent kinase-like protein notR'
Exons: 13
Coding region: 123-1037 (304 amino acids)
Cellular component (GO): cytoplasm
Molecular function (GO): ATP binding; kinase activity
Source: RefSeq, a predicted model, not a curated record